Penaeus monodon (black tiger shrimp) is the source of this 2063-nucleotide messenger RNA. RefSeq lists its product as uncharacterized. Bases 132 to 1250 code for a protein of 372 amino acids. NCBI's taxonomy places the organism in Eukaryota, Metazoa, Arthropoda, Malacostraca, Decapoda, Penaeidae. The record is from RefSeq and is a predicted model, not a curated record. The transcript is spliced from 9 exons.
UCGCCCUCGAACCGCGGAAAAGAAAGGUUGCGUCGCCCUUGAUCCUCGGUCGCCCUUGAACCUCGGAGGAAAGCGACUGCUCCGCCCUUGACCUGCUUGGGCCCCGGAGGAGCAGAGCGUCUGGACCAACGAUGAGCCAGUCGGAGCCUCGCGCAGCAGGCGGGUGCGAGGGCCUGGUGCCGGACGCGCCGCUCCUGAAGGGGCGCGAGCGGCGGCAGGAGGGGGAGGCGCCCGGCCCGCUGCGGGAAAUAGACUGCGAGAUGAAGGCGGUGGAGGAGUUCCUGGAGGGCAUCCGAGAGGAGAGGAAGGAAGUGGGCACCGCCAUCCGGAACCUUUUCUCCUUCUGUGAGGUCAUGCUGAGGGAUGUCUGCAGGUGGCGAGACCGAAGACAGAAUCACGGAGGCCCCAAGGAGAGCAGUGUGUUGAAAGAGCCAGCUGAGGAAUGUGAUGAAGCCAUAGGAGAGACAAGCGCGAUAUCUGAACUGAUGCAGGACUUGAAUGUUAAGGGAGACGAAGGUCAGGAGGAAGAGCAUACUUACGAGGGUGAAGCUAGUAUGGAGGAAGAGGCUUCUGGAGGUGUAGAAUGGGAAGACGAUGAUGAUAUUGAAGGUGGAGCGAGCGAAGAAGUGAACCUGCACGAAGACUCCUUGCAGAUCGAAAACACGCUCUUGGAUAUCGAAGACGUUGUGGACGAACUGAGAAGUUCUCCGGCCCCGGAUGUGGACCCCGGCGACGGGGACGCGGAAAUGUCGGUCGAGUUUCUGCAGUCGCUUGUGACCCUAGUUCGACGGGAGUUGGCAGCAGCGGAGGAGGAAAGGGAGACGCUGGAGCAACAUGAGAAGUCCCUGACCGAAGAAUUAGAUGCCCUGAACGAGACCCGCACGAGUUUCCGGAACGCGAGCGCCUGCGGACAAACGGACGGAUCGUUGAAUGAUCCCGUCGAUGCGGAAGCCGAGUCACCCGGCCACGAGGACGAAGAAGAACAGGUACCCACGAUUGGAAAAAGUCCGAUGGAUCCUAUAAAGGUCGGGGAAUCAUCAGAUGCCACGGGUGUCUUGCAAACCACCGAGGAGGAAUCCACGCGCUGUGUCAGGCAGGAAGCUCCGCCAGCUGUUGGUGAGUCAGCUGGAGAAGCCACUUGUGUUUUGGAAGCCGUGGAGAAAGAAAAUCCCACGCUUGCCGUCAGUCAAGAAGAUCCAUCAAAGGCUGAAGAUACUGGAUAUUUUGCAGCUCAAAGAGAAAGAAAUUAGCGACGUGGAUUCUUCAGGCACGCCUUACAAUACUCAGGAUAAAUAAAUAUGUUUAAUCUGAUUUUGCGAAUUUAGUCAGAAGGAUAAUUUUUUUUUUUUUUUCUUUUUUUUUUUUCUGAAAUGAAAAUUUUUAUUUACUGCUAUGAGAAAACAUAACUACCGGAAGGAGAUAAAAGUUCUUAUAGAAAGUCAAAAUAUUAUAUACUAUUUUGCAGCUUAAAGAGAAAAAAAUCAGCGACGUGGAUUCUUUGCGCCUUACAAUACUCAUUGCCGAGUUUGUGCGAAUUUAGUCAGGAGUCCGAAGGAUAAAAGAUUUCUUAUCUGAAAUGAAGUAAUUUCUUACUGUUUUAAGAGAAAAUAACCAGAAAGGAGAUAAAAGUUCUUAUAGAAAGUCAGAAGAUUAUUGUCUGUGCUAGAAGGUUUGAUUAGUUGUUGAUUAUGAAGUUUUCAUCCGUGGAUUUUUUUUUUUUUUUUUUUUUUUUUUUUUUUUUUUUUUUUAUUCCAAUUACAAAUUAAGUACAGCUUUUAGAAUGUAGAAAUUUUCAUGAAGGGAAAAAUGUGACCAAAGAAUAUUGGGUCAAAAUGUGAUUAACAUGUACAUGGAAAAUUCCAGUCUAGUUUGUUUAUUUAUUUUGCAUGUGUAUGAAAAAAAAUAUAAAAGGAAAUAAAACUUUGUUAAAAAAUUAUAUUUCCCUCCUUCCCUGAUUUAAUAAAAAUCCAGAUCCUAAAUUCAAGUGUUGAAUUAACAAGCAAUAGAGAUAUUGAAAACUACUGAUCUUGCAAAAUGUUACCCAAAAGUGACUCGCAUUCUCC